UACGUUCUACAUUCUGAUCCGAGGAUCAGCUGGAGGCAGCAAUAAACAGAAGCGAAAUCUGCAGCGGAGGAAAAAAAAAAAAAAAGUGAGAGAGAGAGCAGAGAGAAGGGGGAUAAAAGCUGCAGAUGUUAUGAUCUGAAAUCAUUAGUGUAAAAAAAAAUUGUUUUUUACACGAAGCCCUUCUUCUAAGAAGAAAGCCAUUUAUUUUUGUAUAACCGUGUUUUACCUACCUCACUUAAAGGCUACCUAAAGCUAUGCUUUAAGAAUUGUUGUCGUUUCUACUGUGUGUGAGAUCUCGUUUACAACUUGAAAUUUGCAAAGGCAGAAAAUUCACUCAAAAUGAAUAAUAGUGUUGUCUGCUGCAUGUGCAAGAUGGUGUGCGGACAUAUACACCAUAUCAGCUUUACAAGGCCUUUGUUCCAAACCAAGUGAAACCUUACAUUUGCACUACAGAAGCCUGUCCAGUCCUGUCUGUCAAAACCGAGAUCCAGCAAAGGGCUUCAAGUAAAAAAAGGAAAAAAUUGACUCAAAAGAUCAGACGAAGAAUUGCAUAAAACAGCAACAAGAGAUACAUAAACACAAAGAAGAAAUUCAAAUAGGCAGCUAUAGCUUUUUUUUCUUUGGUGGACAACAAAUAGCACCUGAGUCACCUACACUUGGAAAUCAUGUUUCAGCGUCUGAGCAACCUGUUGUUUGGGGAGGUUGAGGAGGUAGCGGCUGAGCUGAAGGGACCCAACCCCUGCGUGACGGAGGCUGACGAGGAGGGAUGGAUGCUCGUCAAUCUGCCCGAAAAGUCUGACUGCACAAUGCAGGCAGAGGAUGAAUCGGGAGCCCCGCCGAUUGCACAAUCAUCCCCAGACAGUACCCUGCCACUUCAUAAAGACACUCAUGCAAGGACUGAAUGCUUACCCCCCAUUCCCCACCCAUCUCACAAGCGCCGUAGGACACAUAAAGGUCAGGCACAUAUUGCUGUAGCAUCAUCAGACCCCCUGUCUUGCCCUAGCGCUAGCCCAUCAGACUUGGGUGCCAUUGCACCCAUGUCCCUGCCAAGGCGGGCCAGACUGUCCACGCCCUACUCUACUCCGUCGAUGUCCCCUGUCUCUGGGAGUGAGUGUGGGGGCAGUGGGGGUAGCAGUAGGGCAGGCUCAGAGAGAGGCUGCAUGGAUGAGAGCUGGUUUGUCACCCCUCCCCCCUGUUUCACUGCAGAGGGAGCUACAGCAGAGGCCAGCCCGAUGGAGGACCUGCUCAUCGAGCACCCCAGCAUGUCUGUGUAUGUCUCGCCAAACAACUUGUCCAUGGUCUCCAACAGCAACCUGUCUGUGGUGGGAGAGGAAAGCAUCGUCAGUCCGGCGAGCAGCAUGAGCAGGGUGACUGAAUCAGCAGCUGCCCACGCCACCCGCAGCACUAUUCCCACCAGGGUGACCCGUGGAGCAGCUGCCCAGGCUGGAGCCCUGGCCAAGGUCACUCAAGUGGCCAGGGUCCAGCGUUGCAAAGCUCGCAUUGAGAGGCGCCACCUGGGUCGCAACCGCAUCCAACGCCAAAACCGCACCAGGGAGCAGGUGCCGCGCCACGCUGCCCACGCCAGAAACACCUUCCUUCACCAGCCCAGCAAUCGUAACUUCUGCCACUAAAAACUCCUGAACAAACAGGGGGCAUCGUUCACUCUGAGGGCAUUAGAUACACACCUACAGCAUUUUUGCUUUCAUUUCUGCACAUUAUAUCAUAUUAAGUCAGAUACCAGUAGACCAGUAGCCCUUUUGUUUUGGUUUAUACACAAACGGACUCCACCUGGUAGUUCUGUGCCCCAUUCUGCUGUUAUGAAGCAAGCCCUCUGAGUUGAUCUUUAUUAUAUUUAAUGUUCAUUGCAGUAUCAAAACAACAAAAAAAUCUUCAAAAAUAUUUACACAGGUUGUACGUAGUGACUAAAAUGUCUGAAAAAUAGCCAAAAAAAUAAGCCCUCUUAAUUUUUCUUACCUGUUUUAGUAAUAUACUCUUUUCCUCAAGGCAAGUUUUUUUCUGAUCAAUUCGGCCAUUACAUCCCCAAAUACUUAAUAUUAAAUUUGGAGAUGGUGUGUAACUUAAAUAACUAAGUGUACUUUAAUCUUUGAUGAAAGAACAUACUUUUCUGAUGGAAACCAUGUAGGAUAGAGACAAGUUAAGUCUGAGCAUCUUUUCAGCAAAAACAACUCAUCUUGUCCUCAAUGCUUUAAUCCUAUCAAAGUUUAACUUUAAUUUAAUUUGGAGAAGGUGGAGAGCUAUACCGUGUGUGGCGAGAGUGACAGGAAAAUCACCAGACAUUUGUUUUUCUCAAGUUUGGUUUGGCAACAUGCAAAGUAACAGGCGAUGUGGCAACCCGUUUUCAUCAUAGGAAACUAAAUGCGGUGAGAUUCCUCUCCUCUCACUUUGUGAGGGUUGGGAGUAAGUCGAAGAUGGUGAAAGAACGAGCAAAACAGACUAAAGAGUAAAAUAAAUGACACAAUGAAUUAGAACUAGAUAGCAUUCAAAUGAACGUGGUUAAUAUGGAAUGGUCGUAGGAAAGAGUUAUGUAACCCUCAGAGCAGCCUGUGAAGUUAAAUUCAACAUCAAACUCUUCUGACGAGCAUCUAGAAAAUGUCUUGUUUUCAUCUUUCUCUUGAUAAUGAAUGAGGUAGUCGCUAUGAGAGCAGAUGAAAAAAGAUGUUAUGGGCAGCCAUAACAUGAAGAAUAACAAGAAUUAUAAUUGCAGUGAAAGGAUGUGGGGCUUGCCUUUGGGUUACAGGGUAUGGCAGGUUAUAGUAAGUAAAGAGCGGUAUUGAUGGUAACUCUUUAUUUUGUUUUGUUGCAGUGUUUUUCUGCUUAUUUUGUCUUGUUUAAAGACUAUUUUUUAAAGUCUCUCUCUCUCUGUGGUUCCAGCAAAGAAAAAAAAGAAAGUAUAUUCCUGUCAGACAAAGAGAAAAUACACAUUUUGACUUUUAUAGCCAACAUACACAUAAAAAAAAAAUAAAUAAAACACUUCUUGUGGAUCAUACACAGCACGUGGUCAUUACAUGUGUUGUCUGGAAACUAAAGUAACGUGCCCGGCACACAUCAGUCACGUUCACCCACAGUGUGCGCCGUGUUAGCCAUGUAACAACAGAAAGAAAGAACCAUCUAUUUACACAUAAAUCCCUCUUCUUGCAAAAAUAAGUCCUUGACUUGUUAGGGGAAAAAUAAAGGGAAGCAAACAUCUCCUUAAAGCCCGACGACAAGCAUCUAUCUUCCCUUUACAUCUUGCUUAUGGACCAUGCAACAGGUUUCUUUAACAUCUACUCCAUCACUGUCUGUCCCUUUCUCUUUAGCGCAUCCAACAGCGUCCACUUAAAGAUCCUGAUAUGUGUUCAACAACAAUAGUAAACAAUGGUGCUGAAGUGUAUACUAAUGUUUGUAAAUUAUUUGAGACACGUAUGUAAGUUUGCACUGUCAUUCAUUUUGUGACUUCAAAGUUUGUAGCGGUGUGCUGUGUGCUUGUUUGGUUUUUGUUUGGUUUUGAAUUUUCAGUUUUUUCCUUUUUGUUUGUGUGUGAGAAGGUGUACUGACACGUGAACUGCUAGGAACUCUAAAGAAAAUAAUGAUACACGAAUAAUGAUCGUUCAUUUCUCUUGUAAAUAUAUAUAUAUAUAUAUAUAUAUAUAUAUAUAUAUAUAUAUAUAUAUAUAUAUAUACACAUAAAUUUAAAAAAUAAUUAUAACGCUUCGUUAGAUGUCAAAGCCUCUCAGGAUUUGAGUUCACAACAUUGUGUCCAAUGGGACUGAUGAGAAUUCUCUCUGCCUCACCUCUGUGCUCAUCAACAAACCAACAGGGGCGUUCCAGUGGCCAAAAGUGUUGGUUUUGCCCCAACUUCCGUCUCAUCCUAUUGAGAUGCACCAUACACUAAGCAGCACAAGACUCAGAGCUGACGUGCCAUAGAACACACUGCCCUCCAGAGGGUCCACUGUAGCACUGCAUCUGCUGCACGGUCGCUGGUGAGGACACAUGUACAAUGACAUGGUUUUAAUGCAAUCUGAGCUGGUGUGUUCAAAGGACAGAACGAGAGAGUGUGGGGAUGUCUUUUUUCUCACUUCAGAUAUAUAAAUCCAGAUAUACAAGAAGAAUUAUUUUCCCUUGAAUCACCUAUACCAUUUUUAUUUCCAUUUCUGCCAAUGUUCUUUUUAAUGUUACUGUUUAAUUUAUAGUAUAAUUAUGAAACGAAAUAUCCUGUUGAUUCCACUCAGUGAAGGGAAUGUAUCUGAGGUGAUCAGUCUAAUAUGUGCACGCGUGCACGCAAGCACACACACACACACACACACACACACACACACACACACACACACACACACACACACAGUGAUCUCUCUGAUAAUUGGGCUUCCUCACAUCUUAGGGGCUUGCUAUUCUGAUUGUGUCAGAGGUUGAAUUUCCUUCAUCUGUCGUCAAAAUAAAAGUAGGUAGAUUGAAAACAGGGUAAUAAUGAGAGAGCACAGGUGGAUGUGUGUGCUCGUGUGUGCGUUUGCAAAAUGUAAAUAUCACCACAGAUACCUCUGCCGCUGCAAUCCUGUCAUGUUUUCCUCAAUUUUUAUUUCAUCCAUAUCUCACCAGUGUCGUGUAAAAAAAGGCUACGUGUUCUCGGUAUGUCGUGUGUGUGUGUUUUUGAAAGGUGUGGUUUGAGAGUGGCAGUCAUCCAAUAAUGGGGAGAGGAAGUGGUCCCCCAAAACGGGGAAACCUAUAAGACAUGGGAGAUGUGGUCAGGAAAACGAUGAGGCAGAAGACAAAUAGUUUAUAUAUUUAAAAAAAAGAAAAACUAAAUGUAUCUGAAAAAUACAAUAGAAUAUGCUUGUAUUUUCCCAUGUAGUUAUUAGAACAGUUGUUCACCAAUAACAUGUUUUAAAUGAAAGCUGUUGAAUGUCUGGGGAAUGUCAUAUGUUUUGUGUUGUGCCCUGAAAUGAUGGCAGCUUAAACACACUUGGGGUUUUACCCAUGUUAAAUCUCAAAUAAAUUCACCCCCCCCCCCCC
Scophthalmus maximus (turbot) is the source of this 5007-nucleotide messenger RNA. It is a transcript of the gene tp53inp2b, whose product is annotated as tumor protein p53-inducible nuclear protein 2. Bases 666 to 1631 code for a protein of 321 amino acids. Gene Ontology annotation, cellular component: autophagosome; nucleus. Gene Ontology annotation, biological process: autophagosome assembly; positive regulation of DNA-templated transcription. Lineage: Eukaryota; Metazoa; Chordata; Actinopteri; Pleuronectiformes; Scophthalmidae. The transcript has 5 exons. The record is from RefSeq and is a predicted model, not a curated record.